Molecule: messenger RNA, 1494 nt
Organism: Sordaria macrospora k-hell
Lineage: Eukaryota; Fungi; Ascomycota; Sordariomycetes; Sordariales; Sordariaceae
Molecular function (GO): syntaxin binding
Source: RefSeq, a predicted model, not a curated record
AUGUCAAGCGCCAAUCCUCCGGCCACUGCGACAUCCGGCCCUCGACCUGCGACACCCAUGAGCAAUGGAUCCGCAAACCAUCCGGUCGACCCCCCUCCUGUCACGAAUAGCCACCCGAAUCAUGCCCAUGAGACCCGGCCGGCUCCUGCGCCCCCCGCAAACAUGGCGGGCAAAAAGGGCAAACCGAAGAAGGCACCCGAGCCGAACGAGGCUAGCAAGCUUAUUGCUGCCAGGAUCACACAACUUGAGCAAGAUGCCGCUGGCGAAAAGGACCAGGAGGCCGAAAUAGAACGAGAGGUUAAGAAAGCUAGCAGGGAGCUACACAGCCAGACCUCGCGGAUGAACGACCUCCAAAAGAUCGAUCAUUUGACCAAACGAUGUGCGGACUUGCUGGCUGAGAUGAAAAGGCUCGAACGCGAGAGCAUCAAAAACAAGAAACGAGGUGACCAGCUACAGAAGGACAAGGACAACAGCCGCAAUGAACUCAACAAGACAACAUCGCUGAAGGAGAAGCUUGAGAAGCUCUGCCGUGAGCUGCAAAAAGAGAAUAACAAGCUCAAGAACGAGAACAAGACAUUAUCGGAUACGCAGGUUCGAAGUCAGAACUCGUGGGAUGAGAGGUACUCUGCUCUUCUUCGUCGAAUGGACGACUAUCAGGAAGAAAAGGACAAUCCGCGCAAGCAAGUAGUGGACAUGGAAAUGGAUGAAUUCUUUCGCCAGCGGUUCAAGUCUCUGAUUGAACAGUACGAGCUGAGGGAACUCCACUUCCAUGCGCAAAUGCGGACCAAGGAGCUCGAAGUCCAAUACAACCUCGCUAGGUUCGAGCGUGAAAAGAAGAACUACGAGGCCGAAUUGGCGCGAUCAAGGCAGCUGAACGCCCAGGUGCAGACCUUCUCAAAGACGGAGACGGAGCUGAGACAACAACUCAAUGUCUACGUGGACAAGUUCAAGCAGGUUGAGGACACGUUGAACAAUAGCAACGACUUGUUUCUUACAUUCCGCAAGGAAAUGGAGGACAUGUCUAAGAAGACGAAACGCCUCGAGAGGGAAAACGAGAACCUCAAGAGAAAGCACGAGCAGGUGAAUGGCAACAUCCUCAAGAUGGCGGAGGAGCGGAACAAGUACUUGGCCGAGAUCGAGGACCUCAAGAAAAAGUGCGAGAAGCUGAAUGGCAUCAUUAAACAGAUGCAGCAGCAGGGCCGGGGGAUCCCGCAAGGGCUGGCUGGCGCGGUUGAAACGGGCUAUGCGGAAGGUGAAGGAGAGCUUGAGGGGGACGAGAGCGAGUACGAAGACGAGUACGACGAAGAAGGAGAUGAGGAAGUGAGUGACGAGGGUGAUGAGUACGACGAUGAAACUGAGGAUGAGCAGCAGAUGCAGCAGCAUCAUCAACCCCAGCCGUACGGGCCCGAGCGGCCGCCCCCUCCUGCUCCCGCUCCUGCCCCCGUUGCCACCAAGGCCGCCCUUACCGCUAAUGGCGCCUAUCAACUUUGCUAG